Hirsutella rhossiliensis is the source of this 960-nucleotide messenger RNA. Its product is annotated as zinc-binding dehydrogenase domain-containing protein. Gene Ontology annotation, molecular function: oxidoreductase activity. The transcript has a single exon. Lineage: Eukaryota; Fungi; Ascomycota; Sordariomycetes; Hypocreales; Ophiocordycipitaceae. The record is from RefSeq and is a predicted model, not a curated record. The coding region runs from base 1 to 960 and encodes 319 amino acids.
AUGAAGGCGGUGCAGAUCACCGGCAGCAAAGGCAGCCACCAAAUCACCCUGACCCAUUCGCUGCCCGCGCCCACUGCCCAGGGUCGUGAUAUCCUCAUAAAGGUCUGCGCGGCAGGCAUCACCGCCGACGAGGUGACGUGGCCCGAGCUGUACGACUCCUCCAACCGGGUGCCGGGCCACGACGUCUCCGGCAUCGUCGAGGCCGUCGGCCCUGAAUACGACGGACCUGCUGUCGUCGGCGAUGGCGUCUUCGCCAUGCUUGGCACCUCGACGGACCAGGGCUCCCAGGCCGACUACGCCGUCGUCUUGCCCGACGAGAUCGCCCCGAAGCCGGCAUCGCUUUCCCACGCGCAGGCCGCCGCCCUGCCCAUUCCCAUCCUGACGGCCUGGGAAGCAAUCUUCCAGCACGCCGAGCUGGCCAGCGGCUCCAAGGUGCUCGUCACCGGUGCUUCGGGAGCCGUGGGCGUCAUGCUCGUGCAGCUGGCGAGUCGGCUGCUGGGCGCUCACGUCACAGGCCUCGCCGCGGCCUCCAAUCACGCCUACGUUCGAGACCUGGGCGCAAGCCACGUCUUGGACUACAAUAGCCCGGACUGGGAGAGCGCCGUGUCCGAAAUGGACGCCGUGUUUGACACGGUGGGAGGGCAGACCCUCGCCAAGUCGUGGAACACGGUCAAGAAAAACGGCGUCGUCGUGACGGUCGCCGAUCCGCCUCCGCCAUGGGCCCUCGGAAAGGAAGAGCCCGAGGAACUGCGCCGGUACCCUGAUGUGAGAAAGGUGUACUUUGUUGUCACGUCUCAGGGCAGCACAUUGUCGAAAGUGGCGGCGCUGCUCGAAAAGGGCGAUGUCAAGCCGCUGCCAGUUAAAGUGUUUCCGGCUGAGGACGCCCUGGCCGCUUGGGCAUACGCACGCAAGCGAGGCAGAGAGGGGAAGGCCGUGAUUGAAUUUCUUGCCGGGGACUAA